Messenger RNA from Perca flavescens (yellow perch), 4931 nucleotides. It is a transcript of the gene musk, whose product is annotated as muscle, skeletal, receptor tyrosine kinase. The record is from RefSeq and is a predicted model, not a curated record. Gene Ontology annotation, cellular component: plasma membrane; signaling receptor complex. Gene Ontology annotation, molecular function: Wnt-protein binding; ATP binding; transmembrane receptor protein tyrosine kinase activity. Lineage: Eukaryota; Metazoa; Chordata; Actinopteri; Perciformes; Percidae. Bases 139 to 3024 code for a protein of 961 amino acids. The transcript has 17 exons. Gene Ontology annotation, biological process: positive regulation of kinase activity; cell surface receptor protein tyrosine kinase signaling pathway; multicellular organism development.
UAAGACACACACAGUCGCACACAGUGAAGAAACACACCAAGUGAGAACGUCUCCUUACCUGCCAUGGGAAUCUAACCAACCGCUCAUUCUGUACACCGGUCAAAAAGCUUUGUCAAGUCGGAUCAUUACAGAGACAGAAUGAAGGUUGUUGAAACCAUUUCAGUGUUUCUGCUUGUUCUGGUCACUUCAAAUUAUGGGAUACAGAGAGCGCCUCGUAUCAUCACCUUAUUAGAGACAGUGGAUGUGCUACUGGAUCACAACGCCACCUUCAUAUGUGAGGUGGAGUCCCGUCCCCCCGCUGACAUCACUUGGACCAAAAACAACCACCCAAUAAUGUACUAUGACCCCCGGUACAUUACCAGGGAGCAGGGCCAGAUGCUAAGCAUCCCUCAUGUAAGAGAGACAGACAAUGGAGAGUACUGCUGCCUGGCCAGUAACGGCAUCGGAGAGGCAGCGAAGAGCUGUGGAGCUCUGCAGCUCAAGAUGAAGCCACAGAUCAAACGCCAUCCUACCAAUCAAACCUUUCUGGUAGAAUCCAAAGCAGUGCUGCCGUGUGUUACCCUUGGCAACCCCAAACCAGAGGUCACCUGGCUCAAAGAUGAUGAGCUUAUCAAUUUCAGUGACCGUGUUACCAUUCUUGACUAUGGUGCAUUGAAGAUCCAUAACAUACAGAAGGAGGAUGCAGGACAGUAUCGCUGCGUGGCCCGGAAUAGCUUUGGUUUGGCCUUUUCAAAGCCUGUCACCAUAGAGGUACAGGCUCCAGCACGAAUCCUGCUGGUUCCUAAGGAGAAGAGAGUAGCGUAUGGAAGCCAGAUUUUCCUGGAGUGUAACGCCACAGGAAAUCCGAUCCCCACCAUCACCUGGCUGGAAAAUGGGAAUACUAUCUCAGGUGCGUCGGUCGAAGAGACUUUGAUUGGAGAGGUCAUCCUGUCCGUUCUUAAAGUGACGGUGAAUAAGCCGGCGCUUUAUACAUGCCUGGCCUCCAAUAGACACAACGCUGGAGCCAACACAGUCAAGGCAACUGCUAAAGUCACUGUCGCAGAGUGGAGACUUUACAAGGGCAAUGCAGGCUACUGCAGUGCGUACCGUGGAGAUGUGUGCCGCACCAUCCUGCGAGAUGAUUUGCUGGUUUUCUUUAACUCCUCCCUCUCGGACCCCGAGGACAUGCAGGAGUACCUGGUUCAGAGCUGGUGGACGGAGCUGGAAGGACUCAGUAUGCUGUGUAGCCCUGCGGUACGCUCACUGCUCUGCCACUCCUCCUUCCCAGACUGCAACCCGUCAGGGUUAGGACCGGCACCUAAACCUGUCUGCAGAGAACACUGCCUGGCCGUGAAGGAGCUGUACUGCCAUAAGGAGUGGUUAGUACUAGAGGGCAGCAGUUCAGUCCAGCCUGGCUUCUUCAGCUCUGUCCCUGGGUCCCACACUCCUAGUUCACUGCUGCCCAACUGUCAGGCCCUACCAAGUCUUCACACAGACCCUGAUGCUUGUACACAUGUCCCUUUUUUAGACAUCAAGAACGAUGAAAUUACAACAACAUGUUACAAUGACAGAGGCCGCUUCUACCAAGGCAGCGUGAAUGUGACGAGGUCUGGGAUACCGUGUCAGUCAUGGAGCCAACAGGUUCCCCACCAGCACCGGCUGUCUGUGGAUGUAAUUCCAGAGUUAAAGAACUCAGACAAUCACUGCAGGAACCCGGGAGGAAUCAGCGACAAGCCCUGGUGUUACACCUCAAAUCCCAACAUACGCUGGGAGUACUGCGCUGUGCCGCAGUGUGGGGAGAUGGUCAUAGCAUCAGUGAUGAAGCCAGAGUCGGCAGGCCCUCGUCAGACUCCUCGUCUCCCUACCACGACCGCUGUAUCGUCUCCGUCUUACUCCAUGUCCGUCAUCGUCAUCCUCCUGGCUGCACUUGCAGCCGCAGUCUUCCUCACCAUCAGCAUCCUCGCCUGCCGCAGACGGAGGAAGCAGUGGAGAAACCGGAAGAGAGCAAUGGAGACCCCGACGCUGAGUGCUCUUCCAUCAGAGAUGCUACUGGAUCGACUCCACCCCAACCCCAUGUACCAGCGGGUUCCCCUGCUGCUGAACACAAAGCUGCUGGCCCUAGAGUAUCCCCGAAAUAAUAUCCAAUAUGUUAGAGAUAUUGGAGAGGGAGCCUUUGGACGGGUUUUUCAAGCCAGAGCACCAGGCCUGAUGCCAAUGGAGUCUUUCACAAUGGUGGCUGUGAAGAUGCUGAAGGAGGAAGCGUCAGCUGACAUGCAGAAUGACUUCCAGAGAGAGGCAGCACUAAUGGCUCAGUUUGACCAUCCAAACAUCGUACGACUCCUAGGUGUGUGCGCAGUGGGUAAGCCCAUGUGUCUGAUGUUCGAGUACAUGGCCCACGGUGACCUCAAUGAGUUCCUGCGUCGCCGAUCUCCGAGCCAAUCAGUGCGCACCCUCAGCCGCGCCAGCCUGUCCGGUCGCAGUUUCUCCUCGGAGCUGGAGGCGGGACUUCUCUCCUGCGCCGAGCAGUUGUCAAUUUCCAAGCAGAUCGCUGCCGGAAUGGCCUACCUGUCAGAGCGCAAGUUCGUCCAUCGAGACCUCGCCACGCGGAACUGCCUGGUUGGGGAGGAAAUGGUGGUGAAGAUCGCGGACUUCGGCCUCUCCAGAAACAUCUACUCGGCCGAUUACUACAAAGCCAACGAGAAUGACGCCAUCCCCAUACGCUGGAUGCCCCCAGAGUCGAUUUUCUAUAACCGCUACACCACGGAAUCUGACGUCUGGGCCUAUGGCGUGGUGUUAUGGGAGAUUUUCUCCAAUGGGAUGCAGCCGUACUACGGUAUGGGUCAUGAGGAGGUUAUUUACUAUGUGAGGGACGGUCACAUCCUCUCCUGUCCUGAGAACUGUCCUCUGGAGCUGUAUAAUCUGAUGAGGCUUUGUUGGAGCACACACCCAUCAGAUCGGCCCAGCUUCAGUAGUAUACAUCGGAUACUGGAGCGUAUCCAUCAGAGCACACUAAGCAUGAGUGCUGACACUGAGGCUGACUGCUAACCUAGGAACUUUUCACAAAUAAAUGUGCAUAAAAAACAACAGAUUUAUGUAAUAAUCUGGUGCCGGAAAACACACUUUAAAAUGUACAUAGAAUACCCAAACCAGUAAAGUGAUUUCAGCCGUCUUUCUUGCCCAAUUUGUCUUUUGAGGAGACCCAAACUCCUACCCUUACCAGACAUUUUUGUAUCAUAAACAGCUCUCAUAUUUUAGUCAUUUGCAUAUUACUUUUCAAUUCACAGUUCAGGAAUGCUGUAGUGUUUUCAGACCCUAAAACAUCACUCCUGACCAUUCACCAGCACACAUCCAUCGCACAGGUCGGCUUUAUUUAUGAACAAUGUUACUUUCAUGUCUGAACAGACUCUUAACCCUGUCUCCUGAAAAUUAUGUUCCCAUACAACUUAACUGCAUUCUAAAUUAAGUUUUGAGGGAAAAGUUCUGCUUCUGGUUUGUUUUCGACGCAUCACAGAUAUAUUUCAAAGUCCACCUUCAACGUCUGCAUUGGGAAGGACGUUGGGAUGGAUGGAUGGAUGGAUGGAUGGAUGGAUGGAUGGAUGGAUGGGUCAAACAAACACAGGACUUUCUACCCAGGAGGCUGCUGCUUGUGUCCCAUGUGAAACGGACUUACAUAACGUCCUCAAUUUACGUCACAUAGCCUACUUAACAUACGUAUGCAACUCAAGUUACGUAACAAGCUACUUAUUUUAAUCCAAAUCAUCCAACAAUCUUUUCCUAAGCCUAACCUAAAGUAGUUUUGUUGCCUUUAACUAACCAAGUAGUUUUGUUUGAAAUCGCGUUAACCACGUGAUGCGACCAUGUCACAACGUGCGCCUGUCGCUGGUACGAGGACGUUUUGGAACAAACAAUCUGGGAGGAAAUACAUGCAUACAUACAUAGCCUCAAAAUGUAAUUGAGAACGCAGUUUAGUUGUAAAGGAAUGCAUUUUUUUGAACCCUGAUCCCAGAGCUUUAGCCUUUUAGGACUUGAAGCCACUAAGCAUGCAGAUAUACCCAUAACCAUUUCAGAUACAUAUGCACUCAAACAUUGUGCUCCAUCCAUUGCAUAUGGAAUUGUUUUUUUUCCCUCUCUUUCAUUUUGUAACUACUUAACAGAGAUUGGGACAUAACAGUUGGACGCUUCAUAGUAACAACAUUUAAAACACCUUUCUUGUUAUUGUCACCUCUAGCAAAUUCCACAGUGGCACACAAUCACUUUAAACCAUUGCUGUUGGUUGUUUUAUAUGGACAAGUUGCUAUUCCAUUAUUGGGCAUUUUCUUUUUACUUAUUUGUUUCUUUUUCAUGUUGUUGAUCUUUGUCUUUUUUUUGUGCUAACUUUACUUUGUGACACUGUUUGACACACAGUUUGACAUAAGAAGUGAGUAAAUUACAGCAGCAAUAGUAUAAAUAGUUUGAAGUUUAUUAAUUUUUUACCAACUUGCGUCAUCACCCAUAAGUCUCUCACUGAAGCACAGACACACAUUUUCUUAAUUGGAAUUUUGCAAAAACUCAUUAACUAAAUUCAUUCCCAUGCCUUAAAAUAGACUCGUUGGUAAGUGAAGAAUGGGCAAAAUGUCUUCGACGUUCAAAAAUAUCCUUAUUCUGAAAGAGUCAAUAUUUAAUAUGUUCUCACAAAGAUAGAAACUCUCUGUUACAGAUCAAUCUUUGCUCUCUGGGCUCAUUUUAAUUAAAUUAGAGUCAUAUUUUAGAACAGUAUUACCAACAUCUCUUGUGUCAUCAGUCUUCUUUGUUACUCAAAGCUGUUAAUGAUUUCUUUAGUUUGUUUUAUUUCAUUAAGAGAUUAAUAUCAAGUGACAGAAAAUGUUUAUAUUGUCAACUGGAAAAGCUUUUCAGAUGAACGACAUGCUUUAUUUAAUUUUUAAAUUUGGUGUGAUGUUUUUUUUUUUUUUUUU